GUUUGACAGGCAAAUGUGGUUGGAGCGACGGGCGGCCGGCCGGCCGGCCUUAACGGAUGGAAGGUCUGGGCGAGUGGGAUCAGUAUCUGCUUAGUGCGGCCGCGUUUGUAAGAACUCGAUCGUUUAGCGUGGGGGCCCCGACAUUUUGAAACUCCCUGCCAGGGUUUUCCAAUCUGUUCUUUUCUGAAGCCAUCGUUAUUUAGACAAGCUUGCACAGAUGUUUAGAAAAUUUGUAUGGGUUUUAAUUUGUUUUAUCCCAUCCUCUGCUCCCUCAGCCAAUAAAGCGAGAUGAGCCCCAGAGUCGUCCGCGACUGGACCUAACGGUCAGGGGUCCCUUUACCUUUACCUAUUGCUUUCUGCAUGUUUUAAAUUAUGGUUGUAGUGAUAAUUUUUCGGUAAACCACUUGCAGGUAGUCCCCCCCCCCUACAAUCAGUCGGUAUACAAAGGUAAAGGGACCCCUGACCAUUAGGUCCAGUCGUGACCGACUCUGGGAUUGCUGCACUCAUCUCGCUUUAUUGGCCGAGGGAGCCGGCGUACAGCUUCCGGGUCAUGUGGCCAGCAUGACUAAGCCGCUUCUGGUGAACCAAAGCAGCGCACAGAAACACCGUUUACCUUCCCACUGGAGCGGUACCUAUUUAUCUACUUGCACUCUGAUGUGCUUUCGAACUGCUAGGUGGGCAGGAGCAGGGACCGAGCAACAGGAGCUUACCCCGUCGCGGGGAUUCAAACCACCGACCUUCUGAUCGGCAAGUCCUUUUUGUGAAAUAAUAAUGAAAUAGGUAACCGCAACAUCGGUAUGCAAAGGUCCUUGCUGUUCAGACCAAGCAGGGCUGCUGGGAGAGAUCCCUGCCUGCAGACCCUGGAGAGCUGCUGCCUUUCAACGUAGACAAUACAGUACUGAGCUAGAUGGCCCCAAUGGUCUGAUGCGGUAUAAGGCAGUUCCUCAGGAUCCUAACAGUUGCAGCAACAAUAGUCCAUGUACAUGGCACUUUAUAAACAAUGAGAGCAUAGAUCAGUCUUCCUCAACCUUUGGCCUACAACUCCCAUGAUCCCUAGCUAGCAGGUCAGGGAUGAUGGGAAUUGUAGUCUCAAAACAUCUGGCAGGCCUAGGUUGAGGAAGCAUGGCAUAGAUCCUUGUCCCUAGUGUGUAUGCAGCCUAAGCUUUGUUUUCUUUCUGUCUGUUUAACGUUUUUUUUUUACCCUGUUCUUCAGCUGAAAAAAGGCUGCCAGAACAACAUAUUAAUUAUAUAUCACUUUUCAUCACCAAGUGACCCCAAAGCAGUUUGCAUUUUAAAAAUAUUCAAUACAUUUAUAUGGGGCUUAAUUAUUUAUUUGCAUUUCUAAGUGGUGCACAUAAAAAAAAUAAUCCAUGGAAAAUGGGAAAAUAAAGCAGUUAAAAUAUCAUCAUCAAAUACUACCUGUUCAUAAUAUUAGUAAUAAUAUUAGUAAUAAGAGUCCCUGCUCUCAGGCUUGCAGUCUGACAGCAAAAGGAAAAGGGAGGAGACACUGGGAGCAGGGAAGCAAGUUUAGGCACUUUUUUGUUACAGAAUUAUAGUGGCCAUGUGUCCUUCAAAUGGAGGGCAGUCCUCUAUUUGAAGGUGUCUUGUUUUUUUGAGGUGGCGUUCGGUCCAAGCCUAGUGUAAUGAGCCAUAAAAAGGGAAAUUAACAGUUCAACAGUUAGCACUUGGACAGCAGAAUGAGCUGUCAGAUCACCUGGCACACAGCUCUAAUCAUAGCCUUCUUCACAGUGGUGAGAUGUACUGUAUUUAUAGUUAAAUUAAUCAUUUCUAAAUUUGCAUCUGUUACUAUAAAUUAAUACUGUAGAUGCAAUUUUAAUGCAAAUGUAUGUUCCUCUUUUAGUUAUUCUUUCCUCUUUUUGGGCAUUGCAUAUAAGUGACCGCUCUAUACAACACCACAGCUCAGUUGUAGAGCAUCUCCCUUGCAUGCAGGGAGUUCUUGUAGUGACCAGCUGGAAUGUAAAGAGCUCAAGGAAAGGGGAAGCCUAAAGUUGCUGGCCUUUCAGUAGAGCAAAUGAAGAUGUUCUGCAGUCCCAUCUCUGUCUUAUAGCUGUGUAUAAGUUAUCCUGUUGUGAAUACCAGAUGCUGAUAGUUCUAGCUGAAUUAUGUUUUAUCUGUUUACUAUGUUUUGUCCAUGCUCAGGCCUGAGUCCAGGAGCAUGCCCAAACUAUAAACCUGUGACUUCAGGUGGAGUGUUACUCCCAUCCAGCACAUGCUGGAUUCCUUGUUCUGCUUUCCAGCUGACCAUAGCACUUCUGUCUUAUCUGGAUUAAGUUGCAGUUUGUUGACCUUCAUCCAUUCCAUUACUGAUGUCAGACACCAGUUUAGAACCAAGACAGCUUCCUUGGAUUUAGGAGCUGGGUGUCAUUAGCAUUUUCAUGUGAAUGUUAAAUAGUAUGGGGACAGAACAGAACCCUGAGGGUCCCUGCAGGCCAACAAGCAAGGUGUUGAACAUGUCUGUGGGAAGCCACAAGCAGGAUCUGAGCACAAUAUAUCUCUCUCUGCAGUUUCUAGCAACUGGUAUUCACAAUUCUACAACUCUGACUCUAACGGUGGAGGUAGGGCAUAGUUAUUAUGGCUGGUAGCCACUGAUAGCCUUUGUCUAAAUCUCUUUUAAAACCAAAUAAGAUGAUGGUCACUACUGCCUCUUAUGGGAGACAAUUAUUUUAACUAAGUGCUGUGUGUUUAUUGUCUACAACAUUGUGGUAUUACUGGAUUGUUGUUGUUUUUUACUUUGAGAUCCAUUUCAAGAGUGCUGAGGCUAAAAAGAUGGAUUGAUUUUUUGUUUAAAUAGCAAACCAAAGGCUGCACACUUGGGCACACUAACUUCAGAACUGAGUUCAAUGGGGCUUACUCCCAGGUAAGUGGCAUAGGACUGCAUAUUGAGCAUGUCAUUUGUCUGUUUCAGCCCAAAACUUACACAUACUUACUUGAAAGUAACUUAUAUAAAGAUCAAGCGGAGCUACUCCCUAGUAAUUGUGCAUGAGGGAUUGUAGCCUUCAGAAUUUUUUGCUUUUGCAAAAAGUAAAUCCCAAGUUCAAUAUACAACUGAACUUGCUUCCAAGUAAAUGUGCAUAGGAUUGCGGUCUUGCUUACCAGCAAUUGAAAAUUAUCUAAAUGUACAUCUCAUUACAAGAGGGCAUAUCCUCUAACAUUUGGCCCACAAGGAUAUUUAUACAAUUCCUCCUUGCAGCCAGAAGAAACAGGAAGUGGUUGGGACAUCUAUGUUCCAUACUGAUCUGUCAGAUGCCUUAAUUUAUACUAAUCUAAUAAGCAGUUAACUGCAUACCAUGUAUUCCAUUGUUUCACAGACUAUUCCAAAUUAUGUUUACUCAGCAGUGAUACUGAUUUCAGUGGAACGUAUUUCCCAGUAAGUUAUUUAUUGUCCCAUCAGCCACAGAUUUUCUCCAUAAAAACAAGUAUUGACAUAUUGCAUACUACUGGCAAAGUAUUUGUCACAAUCUGAAGCUCAAUUUUAAUUUUGGCCAUACAAGUCACAGGGAGACAUUGAUUUUUGGAGAGAAUGUAAAGCCACUGCAGUCAGGUGAAAACAUUUUGUCCCUUUCCCCAAAAUUGGUAUCACUAAAGAACCAGUUGCCUCUUCCCUAGCCAGCUAACCUCAGUUAUAAUUUGACAGGUUUUUAGAAAAAAGGGCUUGAAGCUAACAGGCAGUUUAACUGAAUGAGCUUGCCUUGCACUAACAUUCUAAGUACCUGUGUGCUUACACAUAUUCCAGAAUAGUCUUACAGGAAUAUUUAUUUGAAGUGCUAUUCUUUGCAUACACACAUUCUUCAUGUCCAUUGUUCUUUGCUUCCUUACCAGUUCUACAGCAAAUAUAGAUUUGCUCACAGCAGGACACCUACCUGUGAAAAAGUGGGAGACAGGAAUGUCUUGCUGAGUUGAUGGCUGCAGAUGCUGUUUGCAGCAGAGACACCCCCCUCCCUCCUAGGGCUAAAUCAAUAGAACCUGGAGUCCUGCGUAGUUUCUGGCUUUGUGGAGACAAUGUGUUAUGAGAAAGAUGUUAGGCUGACUGAAGGAAAUAAGAGCAGGAAAGGAGGACAGGGCGGGGCAGGCUAUGAGGUGUGAGAAAAAUAAAACAGGGGUAAGAAUGGCUUUUCUGAGGCAGAAUAAUAAUUAUUUUCAAUAUGGCUAACCUGAUCCAAAACACCCACCCACCUCACUCACACACGAAAACAAAGAUCACCACAGCCAAUCACAAGCAAACAAUCACACCCUAGGCCAACCCCAACCUCUCUCACCACCAAAGGAACACAAGUGAACAACACAAGCAACGCUGACACCAAACUCUACAUACAUUAAACAUAAUAGAAACACCGCCACCCGACCCCACCCCCAUCCAUCUUCCCUCUCUCCACCCCCCCUUUUUCUUUUUUCUUUUUUUUUUUUCUUCUCCCCCUAAUGCCUCAACAAAUGAAACGGAUUUGUAAAAAUGUUACAUGGGAAAAAAAAUACGAGGCACUACACUUCUGUAAAACAAGAAAAUCCUUAAUAAAAUAUUUAAAAAAAAAAAAAAAAAAAAAAAAGAAUAAUAAUUAUUUGUUUAUUUUCAAAGCGGAGCCCAAGUGCUGUUCAAAAUGUUUUAUAUGGGCUAUAAGCAUGUUAUGUGUGAAAGCAUUUUAUAUAUGUAACAUUUGACCUACUCACGUCAAAAGGACUUCACAUUGCUCAACAAGAUAGAACACUCACUUAAGCUUCACAAUAUGAUUGUUUUCUUCAAUGAGAACAUGUGUGGCACCAUCCAAUAUGAUGGCUCAUCCUCAGAUGCCUUGCCUAUAAAGAGCAGUGUGAAACAGGGCUGUGUUCUCACCUCAACUCUCUUUGGCAUAUUCUUCUCCCUGGUGCUCUCAUAUGCCUUCAGCUUGACUGAAGACGGGGUGUACUUUCUGUCAAGGAGCAACGGGGGUCUGCUCAACCUGACAUGUCUCUGUGCCAAGAUGAAAGUGUGGCAGGUCCUUAUCCAAAAGAUGUUGUUUGCAGAUGACACAGCCUUGACAGCGCACUCCAAGGAAGCUGUACAGAGACUCAUCAACCAUUUUGCCGAAUAUUGCAUGAAACCGAAGCCUGAUGAAGACCAACAUCCUGGGCCAAGAUAUAUAGCUGCAGGCUACCUCAGUCUCAGCCAAGCGGUACACAAGAUUCCAGAGAUCCUGGCACUUAACCAGGGUUUGUGUUUACUUUAGAAAAUUAAGGCACAACCGAGGCUAUAGUGUAUUAUGAAUUACGGUUUAUUUACACAUAUUUACAACCUGAAUCCUUCAAUGGAAGGGUGCAGAACAUUACACCUCAAGAGUGUCUUUUGUUGCUUCCUCAACUUCAGUAAGCUUGAGUCCAUGGCAGAAACCAGCCAUGCUCCCUGGCAGGGACAUACCUAGGGAAUGGCUAGGUUAGCGCUAAAAUCACACCAUUCCACUCUGGUUCGGAGUAGCCAUAAGUCUGCUUACCCAACCAUGCACUCCCUAGGCUGUUCCUCCACUGCUCUGGGCAGUCAACAUCUCCAUGCCAAGGGUGCAAGGGGACAGGGAAAGGGGUGCCAAUACAGUUCCUUGCCAAGCAUCUCUGUUCCUGGUCUCCUGGUGCAGCCUAUUGCCACCUGUCACUCUGGCAACUUCAGUUUCAAAAACCUGCUGCAAAAGGCACUUUUUCCUGUGAUGACAUCACACCCUCUGCAACUGGUUCACAAAUUUAGUUAUCUUCCCUUGAAGGGCUAUUGACUGGAUAUCAGCACCAUUGUUUCUUCAAUGGCCCACCCAUGGCUAGCCACCACCAACCUGGCCUCAUGAGGAGGUUAACUUGCUAAAUUAAAUAAUUUAUCAGUUUGCUCACCUUUACUGAAUCUAGGGAUUUGGGAGGUCUUGCCACCCCAUCCCCCAACAUAGAGAAACUAUUUGAUAAUAGAGUGACAUAGCUGAUAAUGCUGGCAAAGAGGAAAUUCCCAGAAUAAAGAUAUGCUUUAUUCUGCUCCUUAGAGAGGCAACUGUGCUGAGAUUGGAUUCCCCAAUUCUUUGGAUGUAUUAAUGCUUGUGUUAACCUAAGGCUGCGUGCCUUUAGGAGUAUUCUGCCCUCUUAGUGGCACAGAAUGUAGUGUACAAGUUAUACAUAAAGGUAAAGGGACCCCUGACCAUUAGGUCCAGUCGUGGCCGACUCUGGUGUUGCGGCGCUCAUCUCGCUUUAUUGGCCAAGGGAGCCGGCGUACAGCUUCCGGGUCAUGUGGCCAGCAGGAGUAGGCCGCUUCUGGCGAACCAGAGCAGGGCACGGAAACACCGUUUAUCUUCCCGCCAGAGCGGUACCUAUUUAUCUACUUGCACUUUGAUGUGCUUUUGAACUGCUAUGUUGGCAGGAGCAGGGUCAGAGCAAUGGGAGCUCACCCCGUUGCGGGGAUUCAAACCGCCGACCUUCUGGCAAGUCCUAGGCUCUGUGGUUUAACCCACAGCGCCACCCGCGUCCCUCAAGUUAUACAUACUGUAUGUAAAAAGGAAUGGCCCUGUCAGCAUGGAAAGGGAAAAGAAGGCACUUCAGGACACCACUACCCCUAUUUAUUCGAAGUAUCCCUUCACAGGAUAUAAACCCGAAAGGCCAAACAAAGCUAGUCCAAGUUGCAGCUACCUCUGCUGCUUGGGCAGCCAAGUGGCUUGCAAGAAUCACAGACAGCUGCUUCCGCUCAUUUGCCCCCCAUCGUCUCUCGUUCUCAGGGCAGGAGUCUCAAUCCCCACAGCCACAUGCGGGGAGGAAGCAGCAGUGGCCCAUCCUAGCAGCAGACCCUCCAAGUGUCCUUAUUUUCCAGGGACACCCCUGAUUCAGAGAAGCUGUCCCGGUUUCUGAUUUGAUCCCGGAAUGCUCCACUUUCCCUUAUUUUCAUUGGAGAAAUGUUGGAGGGUAUGGCAUUAUCUGACCCCCGAGCCGUUUGAAGGCAAUCCUGUAUAGGGAAGGGGUUUUUUAUGUUUAAUGUUUUAUUAUGUUUUUAUAUAUGUUGGAAGCUGCCCAGAGUGGCUGGUACAAACUCAGUAAGAUGUGUGGGGUAUAAAUACUGUAGUAAAAUUAUCAUUAUGGAGUGGGGCGUCCCUGUUUUCAUCGGGGAAAUGUUGGAGGGUUAUGUAGCAGUGACCUCGUGCUUCUGGGCGCUGCAGUGGGCCUCACCCCAAUCACCGGGCCAUAUUCAGAGAGCGAGCACAGCGUACUGACAGCAGCAGCUCCGAUCCCCGUUGCUCCCUUACGUGGGGCGGGGGUGAGAAAGAGCGAGAGCGGGAGCAGUCGGCGUCUCCAUUCCCUCAGCCUUCCGCUCUGGGCGGCGAAGCGGGCGGUUUUUGGCCUGCUGGGGAAGUGCGGUGGGGAGGCGCCGCUCGAGGCUGUGGGGGCUGGUUGCUGCCGGUGCCUCAGAGCAACCAGCUAUGCUUAUUCGGGGAUUGUGUUGAGAGAUUAAUAGUGCUUCCUCCCACACGGGAAUUGGUGGUCUCAAGGAGAAGGGGGAGGACGCCUUCGCGCUCUCUGCCUUUUUAACUGUGAGGCCUCUAGGUUUCUAUUUCGACAUUCCCGCAGGUUAGCCGCAGGCCUAGGCCAGGCCGCAGAGCUAGGAGUAGGAGGUGAAGAGAGCGCAUGGGCCUACCCGCGACGUAUGAGAAAUGCCCUUCUAUGCGGGUGCCUGCUGCGCUCGGCCAAUGAGCGGGAGGCUUGCUGGAGGGUGCUCGCGCGGCCCCGAGGAGUCUAUAAAAGGAAGCGGCGCGGGAACGUGCUUUUCCCCCUUCGGGUAGCGCCGAACUGCUGUGUCUGCUCGUCCGUCAGGAACUGCGCGGGAGGGGCGGAGCCGCGGCUGACGACUACGGCAGCAAGAGGCUCGUGGAACCGGAUCGCGGGGUCGCCUGAGAUCGUGAGGGGAGCGGCUCUUUAAACGUGAGUUCCGAGAGCCCCCGAGAGGGGAAGGCGGGUGGUUGAGAGGCGGCUUGGGCACCCGGAGAGGCGCCUUCCUUCCCCUUGCUAGGCCCCACUGACGGGAGGGCGGGGGACUUCCGUUGUUGUCGCUCGCGCAGGUUCGAGGCAGCGGCAGCAUCAGCCAUGGCCGAGGUGGAGCACCAGUUCGGCGCCACCCAAAAUGGGCACGAGGCUGCGGCAGCAGCGGCCGAGGGUUCCGCCAGCGGCGGCGAUGAGGAGCAGCAGCCGGACCAGCAGCUGGAGGAGGAGGAGGAAGAGGAGCUGGCGGCGGUGGCCGUAGCCGAGGAAGAAGAAGAGGAGGAGGAGGAGGCGGCGGCGGCGGCGACGGAGGAAGAAGCAGCGGCGGGGCAGUCGGAGGCUUCGGCGGAGGCCGCUGGGAGCCAGAACGGAGCCGAAGGCGACCAGAUCAACGCCAGCAAGAACGAGGAGGAUGCGGGGUGAGCAGAGCUGCUUCCUAAUCUUAUCAUCACCUUUAUUUUUCGGGCGGGCCGGGCCGUAGAAAUAUGCUCGGGAUGACAGGCCCGAGGCCCUGCCGCUUCGCCUCAGCCCUGCGCGCCCUUUUCCUGCUUGGUACGGGCUUUUGUUUGAAUGUGGGGUUUUUUGGACAAAGGGUAGCUGUUGCGCUAUAGCGGGGCGGGGGGGGGGGCGCUUCGCUUCCCUCGCGACUUUGCUUUUGGGGGUGAAGCACACAAUAAGCCGGGCCUGGGCUGCGACGGCGGGACCUCCUCCUUUGUUCUGGAGCUGCCUUUUGUUGGCGCCAUGUGGUGGUGGGGGAGGGGCUGGGCGCAUUUUUUUUUGCUUUUCGGAGCUGUGGCGAGUUUUUCCUUGCGCGCUUUUUUUGGCGCGAUCGCUUAGCGGUGUGUAGGGACCGCGUAAUAGGGUUGCAGAUCUACAAAAUUUGAAGAGAUAUCUCAUAUCCCCCGCCCCCUUCUCCCCCGCCUCCUUGCGUGCUUUCCUCAAAUACACUGACUCGCUUCCUCUUGCCGCUUGACGGAAGUCGACGGUAGUUGGGUGAAGCGCGGGACACUUUCCAUAGGUGCGUUCUUGUUUAGGAAGUUUGAUAUCUUAAAAAGUAACCUCCUUGAAGUGAAACUGAGCAGUUUGCCUUCAAUUCUUGGACCACAUUUGACCUUCAGUUCUGCCCCGCGUCCCCCCACCCCCAUUUUUUUAAUGUUUCGUUAGCGAUUUCAGUUGAGAGACUCUCCUAAAAAGCAAUUGGACAAACAAAACCCCCUUCAUUUGGCUCCAUGCUAUUUUAUUGGCUUUGCAGCGAUGGAGAUGCUUUUUAAGCUUUCAUACUUAAAUGGGCAACAUUGUUUGUGAAACAGGAGCAGUGAAUGUAUAAACAAAACUUGAUCAAACAACUAAGCAGUUUCUAUAUUAAUCUUGGGUUUUUUUAAUGCAUUUGAUGAAAGUAGGUUGCUUACAAACAUUUAUGCUUUAAAAAAGCAUCAUCAUAGUACUUUUUGCUGCUGCUAGGUAACACUCUUUCUCCCUUUAGGAAUAGAACACAAAUUUUAUGAUACAAGUAAACAAUAUUCCAGACUGCUUAGCAAAUGCUAAAUAGAAUUUCACAUGGUCUCUUACCUGAACUGUAGGAUAAACACUGACUGUAAACAGUCAGUUGAUACUUUUUAAACUUUGUAAGUCUAUGCUUUUUAUUUCUUUUCAUUUUAUUAACCAUUUGGGACUAACUUGUUUGAGCGACGCUCCUAUGAUGAGACGCAUCUUAGGAACGGUUAAGAAAUGUGUUGUGAGUAGUGAUUCCCAAUAUGUGGCUUAAUGAAACUGCUAAGUCUUAUUUCUGUUGUAUCAGUAACGUAAGACAUUCAAAUCAACAUAAAAAGGUUAUGAUGCGCAAAUUUGGUAGGCUUCUUUUACAUGCUUGAUUUUUGAAAUGUCAGAGGAGUAUGCAGCAUGUCCAUAAGUUACUAAAAGUAUUGAGCAAUAAUCAUAGAAAGUAAAACAGGUACUCAUUUAUACCUGUUUUGAUGAGACUAGAAAUGACAAUAUGAGUUGCAAUAUUUUUUCCACUUAUAAUAUCAAUGUGUAGCAUGCAUAGUAUUUUAACCUUGUAUUUAGUUUUUGUUACAGACAGCUGAAACCUGAAAUAGACUGAUUUGGGAGGAAAUUGAACUUCUAAUAUAACACUUUGUGCUUAUUUUCUGGUAGUUAAAUCUAAAUGCAUAUUUGGGAAGUGAGAUUUAAUGUCACAGUUUAAAGGAAAUUGAUGACAUCAGUUGCCUGUUUAUGUUGCAUGUUAAGACACUGACUUUCAUAAUUGUAAGCACCUUAGGCUAUACCAUUUUGCUGCUGCAUUAAAGUUAACAUUUAAACAUUAUUUCAGGAAAAUGUUUGUUGGUGGUCUCAGUUGGGAUACAAGCAAAAAAGACUUGAAAGACUACUUUACAAAAUUUGGUGAAGUGACUGACUGCACAAUAAAGAUGGAUCCUAACACAGGCAGAUCAAGAGGUUUUGGAUUCAUUCUGUUCAAAGAGGCAGCAAGUGUUGACAAAGUGAGUUGAAAGGAUUCAAACCCUAACAUUUUAAUACUUUUGUAUAUCCUGCCAGUUUCAUUCUGAUUUAUUAAACUACUUUGUAGGUUUUGGAACAGAAAGAACAUAAAUUGGAUGGCCGAGUGAUUGAUCCUAAAAAGGCAAUGGCAAUGAAAAAGGAUCCUGUGAAGAAAAUAUUUGUUGGUGGACUUAACCCAGAAGCAGCAGAAGACAAAAUCAGAGAAUAUUUUGGAGAGUUUGGAGAGGUGUGUAAUCAGGGAAAGAGUUUAAAUAGAAUAGGAACUAAGAAAAUAAGAAUUAUGUUGAAACAGACCAAAGGCCCACCUAGUCCAGCAUCCUAUUCUCACAUGAGAAUUUCAGAUUCAGAAUUACAUACCGUAUUUUUCGCUCUAUAAGAUGCACCAGACCACAAGACGCACCUAGUUUUUGGAGGAGGGAAACAAGAAAAAAAAAUAUUCUGAAUCUCAGAAGCCAGAACAGCAAGAGGGAUCGCUGCGCAGUGAAAGCAGCAAUCCAUCUUGCUGUUCUGGCUUCUGGGAUAGCUGCGCAGCCUGCAUUCGCUCCGUAAGACGCACACACAUUUCCCCUUACUUUUUAGGAGGGAAAAAGUGAGUCUUAUAGAGCAAAAAAUACAGUAAUUGGAAAUAUAGGGUAUACUUUGGGCUCUAGAGUCAUAUUGACUGCUACAUGAUAUGUACACAUUCAUGCACCUGAUAUGUCAGUCUUUCAACCAACCCAUAGUUGGGAAAAAUAUGGGAAUUGGAAAUGCCCUGAUAGUCCUACAUAAAACCAUGUAUCACUGCAUACUGUAGUAGCUAGAUCUGACACUGACUGAUACGGUCUUAAAUGAUACUGCUUUUUAGGAUCUUAAAACUUUUCCUGAUAAACACUGUUCAGUCUGAGGGAUUGAGCCUUGGAUGUAAUAAUUUGACAAGUCAGUAGACCAAAGGCCUCCCCCCAUUAUAGUUUCAUAAAGCACUAACCAUUUGCUUAUGAAACCCAGUUGUUGCUUUCCUCCAAGAAAAUCUUAGAACUUAACCAUUGAAUUCAACUUACUUUAACACUGGGCAAUUGUACACUGAAAUCUGAGACUUGCAGGAUGGGGUUAUAAGGUACAGUAAUGCAGUGAAAUUUAUGAAACUUUGAAUGGAAAUUAUGUUUCAUUAGAUUGAGGCAAUUGAACUACCAAUGGAUCCAAAGACCAAUAAAAGAAGGGGGUUUGUGUUCAUCACCUUUAAAGAAGAAGAUCCAGUGAAAAAGAUUUUGGAGAAAAAAUUCCACAAUGUCAGUGGUAGCAAGGUGGGUAUUCAUGUUUUAAUGAACUAACUAUAAGAUUUUUUUUUAGGGGCUGUUCAUACAGUGGUUAAUUUGUGUUUAUGUGAAAAUACAGUUGGAAAAGAUUUACUGCUGCAUAGCAUUUAUAGUUUGUUUGUUCAGAGCUGAAGACACCCUUGUUCUAAAAUACUAUCUCUGGGUAUAUAAGCUUUCAAUGUUAAUAUUUCCUGAACAACCAUGCCUAUUAACUAGGUCCCAUAACAACUGAAACCUGAUUGUGGUUGAUCUAAUCUAGUUGUAUAUGUAGGCUCAUUAUAAGACACACAAGUUUGUUUUUCUUUUUCUCCUCCCUUUCACACAAGUGUCACACCCACCCACACCCACCCACAAGUUUGUGUAAAGGCCUGCGAUGAUCCCUGCACACACCAUGUGUUACAGCUGGAUGAAGAAAACAAGGCUGUUCUAUUCUAUGAGCGUCUUUGUGCAUGGAAGCUAUGCACAGGGACUGAAUGAGCCCAUAGGUUUGGAACGUAAUAAUGCUUACAGUCUUUUGCUCAUGCAGCCCCCAUGCCAUCUGCACAAUAGAAUUACAUCUUAAGAGACAGCCAAAGAAUUACAUGCAAUUUGUACACAUUUAAGGAACCAGCGUAAGAUCACUCACUUGAAAGUUUAAGGCUGCAAUACUACAAUUGCUUAUUUGAAAGUUUUCAGAGUCUAGUGUUUCCAGAAACAAGAGCUGGUAGUUACUUAAUUAUUCUUCUCUAGGUUACAGAAAAUAAAAUGGCAAUACUGAUUUUAGUUGGUAGUGUCCAUUGGGGAAAUGCCACAUUGCUUGAGUAGUUGAAGGACAUAAAAUAAUGGAAGGAUAUCCAUAUGGUUUCCACAAAUGAUCUUUGUUAGCAAGGUGGAUCAGAUGUAACAUCAAAUCACGAUUGCAAAUCCCUAUACAAUUCAAGGAGCACCUUCCUUCCUUCCUUCCUUCCUUCCUUCCUUCCUUCCUUCCUUCCUUCCUUCCAGAACAGCUUCCAUGGAAACAAGUUGGAUGUUGCAUUUCAAACUGCCAUAUAGACCCGGCGGGGGGGGGGUGACUUUGGUAAUAAAGUGCCCUGAGUGAGGACAAUAUUUGGUGCUCCCCACCCCCCAAAAAUAUUUUUACAGUAAUUCCUUUUGGUAGUUAAGAGUAGGUACAAAUAUAGAUAGUGGUUUUUUGGUUUUUUUUAGUGCUGUUAUAGGUUGUGUGACCCUUUUAGACUAUCAUUAAUUUUUUAUCUUGAUUUGCAGAGUUCCUACAACCAUAGUUUGUUGGUGUGGAUGCAGUGUGAAAGUAACUCAAUUGAGCCUGUAGGGAGGGAAGACAGAGCAUAUAAUAGCACAGGGCUCUUUGAUUUAUGUUAUGCUGGAUAGCAUUUCCAAUAUCUAGCACAGGAGUAGGCAAACUCAGCCCUUCAGAUAUUUUGGGACUACAACUCCCAUCAUCCCUAGCUAACAGGACCAGUGGUCGGGGAUGGGGAGAGUUGUAGUCCCAAAACAUCUGGAGGGCCGAGUUUGCCUAUGCCUGAUCUAGCACCUAUCUUGCUAGUCCCUGUGUCUAGUAGAAGCCAAAAAAAUGAUUAAUAGUUUUUAGCCACAGAUGUCAAACCUUAAGAUAGAAUGGUCACUUUUAAGAGACCAGUGUAAUUUAUGGCGUUUGGGACUUCCUUUGCAAGUUUUAUAGACAUUAAACCAAUGUUUUUAAAACAUCUACAGUGGUGCCCCGCAAGACGAAUGCCUCGCAAGAUGAAAAACUCGCUAGACGAAAGAGUUUUCCGUUUUUUGAGUCGUUCCGCAAGACGAAUUUCCCUAUGGGCUUGCUUCGCAAGACGAAACGUCUUGCGAAUUUGUUUCCUUUUUCUUAAAGCCGCUAAGCCGUUAAUAGCCGCUUAGCCGCUAAUAGCCGUGCUUCGCAAGACGAAAAAACCGCAAGACAAAGAGACUCGCGGAACGGAUUAAUUUCGUCUUGCGAGGCACCACUGUAUUGGAUUUUAAGAUAAAUGAACCAAGGAAAGUUAACAAAAUAGUUUUGCAAUUGCCCUUGUUCCUGAAAAGCUUCUUGAAAUCUCAACUCAGGCAACAACACUUUGUGUAAAUGGAUCUCCACUCUGCCCAGUUUUAUGUACCCACAUAGUUCAGGAGUAGCAAACACACCCCUUUCCAUUACUCUGGAAAGACUUUUUGGAAGAAAUCAGGGACAAAGGGGCAGUAAUCUUUACUUCUAUUAUUUUUUGUAGUUUUACUUACCUUAAGUGCCAAGACAACUGGUUAAAAACAGACUUUUGGCUUAAUUUUAAAAAUUGAUUAAAAUACAUAGUCUUACCACCAUGUUCUUUGUAAGGCGAAGCUUACAUUGUUUAGGAUGUGCUUUGCCAUACCAAACAAGUCAAAGGAGGUUGCCUGACUGAUCACAGAGGGGACUGGUUUGAAUGGAAGCAUUUGAUAGAAAACUUUUAAAGGGAAAUUGCAUGCUGUUGACUUAGAAUCCUAGGACAGCAGGUUGACAUGCAUAGCAUUGUUAUUUGGAGGGCAAUUGUGCAUGGAAUAAAUGGACUAAAAUAGAGAGGCUGCCAUCAACUUUAAUCAUUAUAAAUUCUAGUGAUUUGAGUCUUUUUAAGAUGCACACUGAAGAUAAGUGUUUAAAAGUCCUGCUGUCCUGUCUCUUUCCAUCCAGUAGCUAGAGAUUCAGAUGAAAACUUGAAUCUACUCUGAGCCUAAUGUAUGUUAAUAACAUGUGGGAAUUCUAUUCAAAUUAAAAAAAAAUACAUUAUUUCAACCAUAGAUAAAUGUUGGAAGGAAGUGUUUGAAAUACAAACCUUGAUUUUUCCCCCCCAGUGUGAGAUAAAGGUUGCACAACCGAAAGAAGUGUAUCAGCAACAACAGUUUGGAUCUGGGGGCGGCCGAGGAAGAGGUGGAAGAAGAGGUACGUAUUAUGCACAGUACGUUAGUAUGGACACAUUCUAAAACAAACCUCUAUACUAAAAUGGGAUUUUGUGGAUGGUUUUCCUUUCUAUAGCUCAAAGUCAAAAUUGGAGUCCAGGUUAUGGCAAUUACUGGAACCAGGGUUAUGGGAGUCAAGGAUACGGCUAUCAGGAAGGUUAUGAUGGCUAUGGAGGCUAUGAUUAUUCAGGAUAUGGGUAUUUUGGAUAUGGACCGGGCUAUGAUUACAGUAAGUAAAGAGAACUGUAUUAGGUAUAUGUAAGCAUAACUUAAUAGCAGUUUAAUGCAUUUGAUCUCUUGUUUAUAGGUCAAGGCAGUUCAAAUUAUGGGAAAGCUCCAAGACGUGGUCAUCAGAAUAACUACAAGCCAUAUUGAUCAAAAAGGUAUUCAGGUAUGCAGUGGCACGCUGUAAUGCAGAAAACAACUGCAUAGGUUUUGUACUCAAUGCUGUAGAUGGACAUUACAAUUAUGUACCAAAAUUAACUUUACAAUACAUUUCUAUGGCCUGUUAUGUGUAUCUGAAGAGCUCCCUGGAAAUGUCUUUGUUUAAUAUUUACAGAUAAUAGUUGUCUAGACAGUGUGGUGUGUAAAUUUCAGCCUUGCUGAAGAUUAAUGAUUUUAUUGAUAGGUUAAAUUGAAACUGAUUUUGAUGGUCUGCUUAAAGCUGCAGCUCUGCAUCUAGGGACUGCCUCUUGGAGUUAACUAUGAACUACGUUAUUCCAGUUGUACAGAAUGAGAUGCAUUUUAGGGAACCAGUGUCACUUUCCACCUUUUUAUUUUGUAUUGGUUUUGUGUCAUACAUUUCCUCUAACGGAAGUGUUAAUUUUACUGUACUUUUUGGUACCUUUUUGGAAUCUAAUGUAUUGUAAGGUAUUUUACAUGUGUUCUGAUUCACCAUGACAUGGAUAUUGAUGCUAUCUUAGCUUUUGAAUAAAAAAGCAUAAUCUAGUAUCCUGUGCCAUUAUUCCAGCUAUCCUAUUGUAGCUCAGGGGAAAUGCCUACUAGAAUUUCAGUAGAAAUGAUGGUGGCUGGUGCAUAAAUUUCAGGGUUCAGAUUUGGAACAUGUUCUAACCCUAAAAUUGAUGAGUGAUCAGUGAGUUUGGUUAAACAGUUUUGGAUUCAAAGUAGUAUGUAUUGCAAAGCUAAGAAAAAAAUGGUAAUCAGAAUAGGUGUUGAGAUGCUUUCAGGCAAAUGCAUGGACUUAUUGGAUAACUGCAUCUGAUUGGCUUGAGUAGGAAUUAGGGGAAUAGGAAUCUACUUGUAAAAUUAGACAUUUAAACCAGUGUGAGGCUCAAGGCUGUAUUUACACACGCAAGAAAAUGUUAGACACGUUUGCCACAUCAAAGUCUGAUUUUGUUGUAUAUUUGAGCUCACUUGAGCUGCUUUUAGAAACUGGGAAACAUGCUUAGUACUAUAUAUACAACCCCGCCCUCCAGCAUCUCAUGUAGUAUGUGCAUUCUGUCUGAACCACCCAGUAGGCUCUAGUCGAUAAAUGACAGACCACACUUAAAACUGUCAACCUGCCUGGCUUUGUGCUCUUGUGUGCUUUAUUAACUAUUGUUUAGAAUUUAAGCAUUUAAUGCUAAAAAUGCUAAGAUAAUAUUAAAGAUACCUAAAAAGUUGGAUUUUCAGUACUACUUUUGUUUCUACUUUCUAUCUUAUAGCAGCCUUCAAUUUUUAUUAUUUUAACAAAAAUUAGAUCAACUAGGAUGACCUGGACUUUGUAGAGGGAGAACCUUUUCACAUUUUACAGCAUGCUAAGCUGCCUCAACUCUCAUGGUAUUUAAAAUAUGCUGUAUUGAAUGCAAAGCAACAUAGCGCUGCUGUAGCCUGCUGCUGAAUCAUAAUUAAGGUAAUGGGAAGGCUGUGAGAGAUUGUGUUUUCCUCUUAAUACAAAUGCUUCCUCUUUCACCAUUGAGCAUAUUUAGUGUUAACUUUGGUUCUGACAUUGGCUUUAAAAUUUGGUUAGCAUUAGCUAUGGUUUAAAAGUAUGUUGCCAACUAUGAUUAAAGAUGAGAAGGAAGUGGUUGGUCAUGUGACAACUGCACCAAUCUGUAAGCUGAUUUUAUUUUCUAAGUGCAGCUCUUAGGAGACCCAAAUUAGGCCUAAAUAUUACAAGUUCAUGGCUGCUGAAUGGUAGCAUAGCUCUAGUUACUUGGUUUUUUUUUUUUUUAACCAUUUUCAUAGACCCCAUAGUUUGCUUGUCAAAGCAUGAGUGGUUGCAGUGAACAGAGCCUGAAAGAAAAGACUGUGAUUUAGCCUUUUUAUCGCUAAAUGUAAUUAUUCAUUUCUAAAUUGUCCCAUGCAAAAGCUAAAGGCUCCUAUAAGCAAACCCUACUGACCCAAAAGCAGGUUGUCUCAACUAUCAUGAGGCACUACUCAGGAGGCUAAGUGGAAGAGGAAAACCCCAGUGUCGUGGGGCAGUUCUGCUCUGCAUCAUGCAAUUAUGGAUUGUUCCAUACUCUUCCAUUCACUGAGUCCUUACGGGGCAAAAUGAUGUCAAAUUGUUGGCAUCCUGUGGUUUUUUUUCUCCUAUGUUUUCAUGUGCAAAGAAUGGAAAAGUAGUGCAGAUCCAUGUGUGGCUUAUUGUAGCUUUUGCCUUUUUUGAGAGAGGGGGACAUGGUCUUGACACAUCGGGAUGUGAACUUGUUGCCAUGCAUCUGUGCUUUGGCAUGUUUACUGCUGUGGUUCUGGUCAGCACCAUUUUAUUGUAUUAGUGCAGGUUAAACGAUAGCAAGUUGAAUUUUAAAACACUUUUUAGCAUAUUAUUUUUAAAGAUGGAAAUUUGUGUAACUGCAUCUAAAGAAAAUCUAAGAAGCAUGCUCAAAAUUGUCCUUCCAUACCUGUAGCACUAGGAGCCAGCAGUCUGAAGAGAUACUAUGAAAUAAGGUCACUGCUGAUAGGGACACAGUAAAAUUUUAACCAGCAAAUUAGUUCUAAAUAAUGCAGGUGGGUAGUUCCUAAAUCUAUGUCAUCUAAAAGUAAAACUUUUUUUUUAAAGAAUGAACUGUUAUUUUUUAUUAGCAUAGCCAAAUCUGCUAUCUGGUUUAAUAGUUCUUUAGUACCUCCCUUUGAUCCUGAAUGAAAAAUAUAACAUGGAUUUGAUGGUAGGUAAACACUUUCCAUGUAAAAUUGCUUGUUGAAAACAUUUGGAAAAAAGUAUUUUUUCUCUGAAAUGCGUAUCCCUACAAAACUUAGAAAAGAUUCCCGCAUAAUUAAAAUGUUGGUAUGUUUAGGUAUAAGCUUUGCUAACUUUAGCCAUUGCUUGCUUUAUUGUUAGGAAGGAAGAAAACAUGCCCACAAAUGACUGGAAGGUGCUAAUUUUAUAAUAUAAACAGAAAUGAGUGUAAGUUGUGGUUUAGGUUCUGUAACCAAUAAAGCAGUUUGUUUUCUGGAUAAAUCAACUGAUUUUUACUCCACUGCAUGAAGAGUUGGAUUAACAAAUAACAUCUGUAGAGCUUUGAAUUUAUGUACUAUCAGUAUUACAACAAAGACAAUAAAUUUAAUAAUUGUAGUUGGGAAAAGGUAGUAUUUUUGGUAUUGUAGCUUAAGUAAAAUAUAUUAGAAACAUGGUAGAAUUCAGCACCAUGUCUGUAACCUGUAAGAGAUGGAAUGAAAGAAUUAAAUAUUCUCAUUUCAAAGCUCAGUGAAAGUUUCCUUAAUACUUUGUAAUAACAUGCUUAUUGUAGAUUAUACAUUGCUAGGAUAUAAUUGUGUACAUUCAUUGUGUAUUUAGAUUAAUGAAUUGACUGGAUUCCUUCAUGGAGUAUUUGACUCUUUUUUUAUCAUCAGAUUACCUGAAUACUUACCAUAUGAAGGUAGUGGAAGUGAACUUUCUCUAAGCUUCUCUUUUCUCUAGCUCUGUAGAAUAUUCAACAGUAUUAAUUAGAUGAUCUCCCUGUGGCAAAGACCAAUAUUACUGGUUCUUCUUCCAGCAAUACAAAUUUUAUUCUCAUUC
Molecule: messenger RNA, 18681 nt
Organism: Podarcis lilfordi (Lilford's wall lizard)
Lineage: Eukaryota; Metazoa; Chordata; Lepidosauria; Squamata; Lacertidae
Source: the annotation of a GenBank genome assembly